GGUUAAAUGCACGAAAAUAACAAAGGUCUAAAAUUUAAGCACCUAUAUAAGUCGAAGUGUUGCGAUUUAAUUAUUAAACCUCUGCGACAUGCUGUUUAAAGUAAGAUAUUUGGUAGCCAUCAUGGCAUUAUUUGCUUUGGUUGAUGCCGGUAGGAUUAUUCGUUCUCCAGGUAACCGUGGAUGGGGCAGUUUUGAUAGCAACCCAACAACCAAUGCACGAGUGUCACCAGUACAUGGAUCUCUCGCUCGGUCAUCUAGUUGGGAAGGGGCUACCGGCGCUGGUGUUCGAAGCUUCGGCAAUGGAUAUGGUGCAGCGAGUUCUUUUGGCUCUGGAUGGGAUACCGGAUCCUUAGGGAGGUCAAAUAAUGCUGGUUGCAAUUCCGAAUGGUGAAGAUUUAAUUGAUAACUCGAUAGAUUUGAUUUCGAUUUCGACUUGGAUUGUGGAUGUAUAAGCAUAUAAUUAUGUUAAUUACCUAAUAAUUACUAACAAUAAAGUUUUAUAACACGA
This is a messenger RNA of Papilio xuthus (Asian swallowtail), 508 nucleotides long. RefSeq lists its product as uncharacterized. The record is from RefSeq and is a predicted model, not a curated record. The transcript is spliced from 3 exons. NCBI's taxonomy places the organism in Eukaryota, Metazoa, Arthropoda, Insecta, Lepidoptera, Papilionidae. Bases 89 to 391 code for a protein of 100 amino acids.